This is a messenger RNA of Saccostrea cuccullata (small rock oyster), 768 nucleotides long. RefSeq names its product cilia- and flagella-associated protein 90-like. The transcript has 4 exons. Bases 64 to 573 code for a protein of 169 amino acids. Lineage: Eukaryota; Metazoa; Mollusca; Bivalvia; Ostreida; Ostreidae. The record is from RefSeq and is a predicted model, not a curated record.
UUACGUCAUAAUAACCAAGAAAAGCUUGACUACAAUACUAUAUUCUAAUAAUACAAAGCAAAAAUGGGAGAUGAAGGAAAACAGAUGUCCCUUUACGGGAAAUCAUACCUGUCGCCCGAGGAAAUGGCUGGCCUGUGGAAGAAUGUUAUCCAGAGGACGGAAACCAUUCGUCGCAACCAUCUGGCAAAUACAGGGGAUGGGUCCAGACACUGGCCUGGAGUGAAGCAGUGGUCCCGCCAUGAAUUGGAAACUCUGAAGGACACGUUCUUUGGAAAGAGAACAAGGGGCACUGUGGUCGAUAGUUUUUCGACAUAUGAUAGACUGUUUCAUCCAAGAGAAGGAUACGAUAGUAAGAUUCAUCGAGACGAUCGGAACCACAUCCUGAAAAUCGGAAUCGCUGUUCACGAUGAGGAGAAAAAUAGGAUAUGGCCAGUUUUGAGUUCCUCAGCUUAUGGACAAAGAGCAGAAAAUAUUCUGGAACCAUUUUGUAGAGCGCGUGUCAGAAUCGAACACGUGGCACAGGGCUUCUCCUACCCCCGCGGAACAGGACUUCCGCCGAUUGAGAAACCAUGAAAUAAAGGCGGGAUAUUAAUGUUCAAAAUGAAAAAAAACAAAACAAAAAAAAACAUUGUUACUGCACAUAUAAAUUCAAGUCUAGUUUUCACAAAGUAUAUUUAUAAAAAGAUCGAAAUGUAAUUGUACGAAAAAUUAUGUUGAGACCGAAAAUUAAUUUGAUUUUAAUAUCAUGAUUUCAUAUAUUUCAUACUG